This is a messenger RNA of Botrytis fragariae, 615 nucleotides long. Its product is annotated as putative mfs multidrug protein. Gene Ontology annotation, molecular function: transmembrane transporter activity. NCBI's taxonomy places the organism in Eukaryota, Fungi, Ascomycota, Leotiomycetes, Helotiales, Sclerotiniaceae. Gene Ontology annotation, biological process: transmembrane transport. The record is from RefSeq and is a predicted model, not a curated record. Bases 1 to 615 code for a protein of 204 amino acids. The transcript is spliced from 4 exons.
AUGGUUUUAUAUGCUUCGUUUGUUUAUGGCAUUCUCUACUUGUGCCUGGCUGCGAUUCCUGUCCAAUUUGCAUUGGCUAGAGGUUAUGGACCCGUAACUUCAGAACUUCCAUUUCUUGCACUUCUCCUGGGUACAAUCUUCGGUGGCACUGCAAACAUUCUCAACAACAAGUUCUAUACCCGCAAGUUUGAAGCAAAUGAUAACCAACCCGUCCCCGAAGCUCGCCUCCCUCCCAUGAUGAUCGGCAGUAUAUUCUUCGCAGCAGGCCUCUUCAUCUUCGGCUGGACAUCCGCCCCAAGCAUCCAUUGGGUAGCUCCAUGCAUUGGCCUCAUAUUCAUGGGAUUUGGCUUCUUUACCAUUUUCCAAUCUGCGCUCAACUACCUCAUCGACACUUUCUCCUCAUGUGCAGCAAGUGCGGUUGCAGCCCAAACAUUUGUACGAGCCAUCUUUGCUGCCUUGUUUCCCCUGCUUGUUACUCCCAUGUUUCAGGGCUUGGGUAUUGAGUGGGGAAGCAGUGUGCUGGGUUUCGUAGCAACUGCGCUUAUACCCAUUCCGUUCUUGUUUUAUGUUUAUGGCAAGAGGAUUAGAAUGAAGGGUAAAUUCACCACCAAGUAG